Molecule: messenger RNA, 2248 nt
Organism: Notothenia coriiceps (black rockcod)
Lineage: Eukaryota; Metazoa; Chordata; Actinopteri; Perciformes; Nototheniidae
Gene: gpr183a
Product: G protein-coupled receptor 183a
Exons: 2
Coding region: 226-1359 (377 amino acids)
Biological process (GO): G protein-coupled receptor signaling pathway
Cellular component (GO): membrane
Molecular function (GO): oxysterol binding; G protein-coupled receptor activity
Source: RefSeq, a predicted model, not a curated record
AGAGAGGGAGAGAGAGCUAACAGGAUAUUUUGUCACUAUGGUUACGGGCAGCAGAUACGGAUCUUGAUUUCUGUGUGUCAUGCCGCUCUCAUUUAGGAAAGAGCGGUUGUAGUGUUGUCAGGACAGUCCUUAUAAUUAUUGGGUGUCUUCUGGAUCAAUGUGACUUCAUCAUACCUGCCGUGAAAUAUAUUCAAUCUGUGAGUUACUGGUUCCUUAAAUAUCAAGAUGGGUUCUACAGCUGCCUCGGUGAUAUUUACGGUCCCAACCACCAACAACUCUAAUAAAACGACUUGCAACACCCUCUACGCCCACCGGGACUACGCCAGGGUCCUCAUGCCUCUUUUCUAUGUCGUUGUGUUUGUUGUGGGGCUGCUUGGCAACUGCCUCGCCCUGCAUGUCAUCCGUCCCAAUUUGAAGAAGAUCAACUCCACCACCCUAUACUCCCUCAACCUGGUCGUCUCGGACAUCCUCUUCACCCUCUCUCUGCCUUUGAGGAUUAUCUACUACGCCAUGGGCUUCCACUGGCCUUUGGGCGAGGCGCUGUGCAAGAUCUCCGGAAUCAUCUUCUACAUCAACACCUACGCCGGGGUCAACUUCAUGACCUGUCUCAGUGUGGACCGGUUCAUCGCUGUGGUCCUGCCUCUGCGUUUCGCACGACUCAGGAAGGUCAGUAAUGUGCGCUACAUCUGUGUUGGGGUGUGGCUGCUGGUCCUGGCACAGACCCUCCCCCUGGUGGGCAUGCCUAUGACCAACAAAGAACCUGAUGGCUUCAUCACCUGUAUGGAAUACCCCAACUUUGAGAAGGUCGACCACAUCGCAACUAUCCUGCUUGGUGCUGUCUUCCUUGGUUUUGUCCUGCCUGUGUCGACCAUUCUCAUAUGUUACUCUGUGUUGUGCUCCAAACUCCACUUUUCAGCCAAGUCCAACCAUUUGACGGGAAAGUCUGGCCGGAGCCAAAAGGCCAUUGGUGUGAUCUGCUGCGUUUCCAUAGUGUUUAUUAUUUGUUACAGCCCCUACCACAUCGACAUCCUGCAGUACAUGAUCCGCAAACUAGUGUCUAGCCCUGAUUGCGCCGAUCUCACAGCCUUUCAGAUAUCGCUGCACAUCACUGUGUGUCUGAUGAACCUCAACUCCUGUUUAGACCCGUUUAUCUACUUCUUUGCCUGUAAGGGCUACAAGAGGAAACUUCGUAAGCUGCUGAGGCUUCAGGUAAGCAUGUCCUUCUCCAGUGCAGUGAGGACGUCGCCUGAAGGCUCCUCCAAGGACAUUGUUGAGGGCAACAAGAUCCCACUCAACAGCUCUAUAGUAGGUUCAACCAGUGAAAGACUCACAGAGAGGAGAUUCCGCCGGGAAGAGUAAACGAGAAAACUGUCACCAGUUACUCAAGAUGAAAGGACUGUUUACGCCUGCUUUAAUCCAAACCAGUCUAAUAGAGUUUGAACAUUGAAAUGGACUGCCUUCAGGGAUGAGACUUGUUUGCAUCAGAAAAGGCUUAUAAAGGAACAUGGACCAAAUGAAUCAACAUUUUUUGAACGGAAAUUCAUCACUUCCUGUAUUUGUGAGUUUGUCAGAAAAGCAAAGAUAACAAACUGCAGCUAAGGAAAUAUUUAAAUAAAGCAUGCUUCUCUCCUGCCCGUAGACUGGGGGUUCAUGAGGAAGAACAUGUUCGGAAGUGGACAGUCGAUCCGAUACAGUCAUAGCCUUAUUCAAAUGUCUAUUGACUGACAAAUGUUGUCAAAGCUAGCCUCAUGUACGGUAUGUGAAGAGUAAAGCAGGAUACUCAUCUGAAAAUUACUUUUUGAAAGAAAGUAAUAUUUGUAACCGGAAAGUGACCUCACAUCCUCAUUGUGUUACUUUAAUGAACUGAGAUGUAAAGGUAGAAGUAGUUUUCAUUCCCAAAUGAAAUCAAAAUCUCAGUUCAUUUGCCUCAAGCUUCAUUUCUGCAAAUUAUUGUAAUGUCUCAGGAAACGAUACACUGUGCAGUUGUCUCGCAAAGGAAUGUAUAUGUAUUGGUUCGAAAAGCACCACAUAUUUUUCAGUUGUAACAUGACCACAGUUGUCCUUGUGGUUAAAGUGUGUGUAUUGUCAUUUAAUUCAAAUGGGCCCUGUAAGGUUUUGCUUCUACAGAAGAUGUGUUUACUUCCAGUGUAUUCCCUAUAAUGCAAUGUGUGUUUCAUUUAGGUCUAACAAAUGUUUUGAGUGCAUUUCAUUUCACAUUAAACAUUUGCAAAGCCAUUUUUUCUGUAUU